Molecule: messenger RNA, 1266 nt
Organism: Trichoderma asperellum CBS 433.97
Lineage: Eukaryota; Fungi; Ascomycota; Sordariomycetes; Hypocreales; Hypocreaceae
Source: RefSeq, a predicted model, not a curated record
UCACAAUUUCAUUAUUAUGGUGGGAUUUUACAGAAAAUUUGGCAUUUAUGCAGCCCAUCUAUGUUUGUUUGCUUGGUUCCGAUAUGGCUGCUUUGUCGCUACGCCUCUGGUCUUUACCUGCCGAUGGGAUGAGCUUCACAAGAUGUGUAAUGUGAAGAAAUAUCAGUUAUAAUGUUUCGUUAUGCUGAAUUAAUUACUAGGGAGGAAGGAGCAGGUAAGUGUUUGCUAUCUUUUAUGGCAGUGAGCUCGGCCAUCAAAACAUAAGGUCUUAAUAGACUCUACUUACUUUGCAUCAUCGCUUAUAACUUACAACUUAUACUCGAGACAAAACAAGACACAGAGCAACACUUCUCCUUCACCAUGUCUUCGAAUAUUGCAUCCAAACUGCAAAAAGAUACCUGUCCAUCAUCAACCAAUGCCCUGCCAGUCCAUGGCUACACACUUGUAGUAAAAACCAUAGGAGAUAAAACUACAAGAAGGCUAAGCGUGAGCCCAGAGUGUACCGCCGCCUCGACUCAAUUCAGGGCACGCAUAUCCCUCCCUGUAUGCCCUGGUUACCUGCGCCUGGAUCAAGCGGUACACUAUAGUAGUCGCGACUAUCACUGCUCCUUGCUUAUGAACUGUGGAGGCGAUCCUUUACAUGAGUGUGCGCAGACGCCGCCCAAGGAAACCCUCAUCGCGAAAGCCUCCAAUGUGUUUCAAGAGAUUCGAGAGCUUGAGAUUCUGCACUAUGAUGCCGAGACUCGCAACAUGCCCUAUAAACAGGAACUAGCUACGUCAUGAUGGUAGAUUAUAAACGGUCUAUAGUCCACAAGAUUUAGUCACGAUAACCGCACUGGUAAGAAGAGACAAUGUGGCGAUGUGCGCAACGGAAUAUCGAGAUCAGAGAAGAUCGUACGAGGAGGUGUUACAUCUUCAGCUCUGCUUGAACAGAGGCAUCCCAAGGGCGUAUACCUCUGCUGCUGGUCCUGAAAACGAAGAUAAGGGAGCCCGAGGGGUACAUGCUUUGAUGCUAUAUGAAGGAAGAUACUGGAGUGAGAUUAAUCUCGCUCGGUGGGACUAAGGCAGCCAAGCGCCUAUCUGUACCUAAUCUUCCUUUUCCAAGGCAUUGCAUUAAGCGCCAGCACAAAUGUCGGGCUGGUCAGCUGCCUGGCUUGCUAAGGCAAGGUCUCAUUCAUAGCUCAAAAAUUCUAGUAGAUGUAGAACCCAUGUAUCAAAAUGAUAGGAAGCCCGAGAACUUUCGGGCGCAAGGGAGAUCAUUCUCCC